UACGACGACCGUCAAGCCAGCAAAGACCCCAACAUGUCUAAAGACUCACAACAAGACCGCCGCGUCUACGUCGGCAACUUGUCGUACGAUGUCAAGUGGCACCAUUUGAAGGACUUCAUGCGUAAAGAUAAUACUCUCGAAGUCACCCACGCUGAUGUCCUCACGAUGCCCAACGGAAUGAGCAAGGGUUGUGGUAUUGUGGAGUACGCUACGCGCGAGGAUGCACAAACUGCCAUCGACACGAUGAGCAACACACAGUUGAUGGGCCGUCUCGUCUACGUCCGCGAGGAUCGUGAGACCGAGCCACGCUUUGCUGGAGCCCCUCGCGGAGGUGGUGCCGGCGGCGGAUUCGGCGGCCGUGGUGGCUUCCAAGGUGGUCCCGGUGGCUUUCAGGGCGGCAUGGGCGGUGGCUACGGCGGUGGCGCCCCCGGUGGUGGACGUCCCCAAGUCUACGUCUCCAACCUUCCCUUCUCGGUCGGCUGGCAAGAUCUCAAGGAUCUCUUCCGUCAAGCCGGUAACGUCGUUCGCGCUGACGUCCACCAAGCUCCUGACGGCACACCCAAGGGAUCCGGUGUUGUCGCCUUCGACACUCCCCAAGAUGCCCAGAAUGCCAUCAACAUCAUGAACGGUUACGACUGGCAAGGUCGCCUUCUCGAGGUCCGUGAGGAUCGCUACGCUGGCGGUGGCUUUGCCGGCGGCCGUGGUGGCUUCGGCGGCGGCUUCGGCGGUCGUGGCAACUUCGGUGGACCCGGUGCCUUCCAGGGUGGCCGUGGCGGAUUCGGCGGUGGCUUCCAGGGUGGUCGCGGAGCCUACGGUGGCGGCUUCCAGGGUGGCCGUGGCGGUUUCGCUGGCGGUGCUGGAGGUGGCUUCGGCGGCGCUCCUACCGGUCCUGGCUUCAACGUUCCUACCGUUGCGCCCAACCCCUUCACUGACGGCGUCUCGAGCGGUGGCGCCGAGAGCCAGUUCAUUCACGUCAAGAACUUGCCCUGGAGCACCAGCAACGAGGAUCUCGUCGAGCUCUUCACCACCAUCGGAAAAGUCGAGCGCGCCGAGAUCCAAUACGAGCCCAACGGACGCUCCCGCGGAAGCGGUGUCGUCGAAUUCGCCGUCUCAAGCGAGGCCAACACUGCCAUCGAGAAAUUCCAAGGCUACCAAUACGGUGGCCGUCCCCUCCAACUCGACUACGCCAAGUAC
Molecule: messenger RNA, 1194 nt
Organism: Dissoconium aciculare CBS 342.82
Lineage: Eukaryota; Fungi; Ascomycota; Dothideomycetes; Mycosphaerellales; Dissoconiaceae
Product: RNA-binding domain-containing protein
Exons: 6
Cellular component (GO): cytoplasm; nucleus
Molecular function (GO): mRNA binding
Source: RefSeq, a predicted model, not a curated record